CCAUGUACCACCCUUCCUCUCUGUUGUACCUCUUGCUGUAAGCAGCUGAUUCUGUGCAGUUGGAGACAGAACUUGAGAGAGACACAGCAGAGCAGUGAAAGACGGGUGGAGAGACAGAGAAGCUCAGAUAGUCGAUGAAUGCUCCUCUAACACACAGUGACUCCUCAGACGCAGACCUCAGUUCUUCCAUCUUGUCACCAUGAGGUUUGACCAGAUCCUGGAUGAAGUUGGUGGCUUCUCCAAGUUCCAGUUCCUGGUGCUGUUUCUCCUCUGCCUCCCCCGAGCCAUCCUCCCCCUCCACUUUCUCCUGCACAACUUUAUCUCUGCCACCCCUCCACACCGCUGUGCCCUUGGGACCCUGGAGAACACAAACCCGGCCCCCGAGGUGCUAGCCCUCAGGAUCCCCCAUAAGGAUGAAAGCUCUCUCAGCUCCUGUAGAGUCUAUGACCCCCCGCUGACCUUCGACCUCAGCCAGGUAAACCGGACAGCACCUUGUCCACAUGGAUGGAUCUACAACAGGUCGCAGAUUAGCUCCACAACCGUUACAGAGUGGGAUCUGGUGUGUGACGACAAACAGCUGAAUCAAGUUCUCGCCACAUACUUCUUCCUCGGGGUCACAUUUGGAGCCAUUCUCUUUGGACAGCUCUCCGACAAGUUUGGUCGUAAGUCAAUGCUUCUGGUGGCUUUUAUUGCUGCCACCAUGCUGGGAUUCACUUCGGCCUUCUCCACCUCCUACAUCAUGUUCGCCUUGUCCAGAGCACUUUGUGGUGUGGCCCUCAGUGGCCUGUCCAUCAUUGGGAUUGUCCUCGGUAUUGAGUGGACAGACGUAAAGCACCGCACGUUCACUGGCACCGUCAUGAGUUUGUCUUGGAGCGUGGGGACCAUGUUCCUGGCACUGCUGGCCUACUUCAUACGUGACUGGAGACAUCUGACGCUGGCAGUGACAGCACCCUGCAUCAUUGCUGUCAUCUCCUGGUGGUGGCUGCCUGAGUCGGCUCGCUGGCUUCUGGCCAACGGCAGAGUGGAGGAAGCUCAGAAGUAUCUGGUUCAGUGUGCUACGAUGAACGGCAAGAACACGACCAAACUAAACACUGAGGUUUUAGGGAAGGUGACGGUGUCUGAAGGGGCUGAAAAGAAUCCCUCGUACCUGGAUUUGGUCAAAACUCCGCAGCUGAGGAAGAUCACCCUAUGCUCUGGAUUAUUCUGGUUUGCUGUUGCCUUCCUGUACUAUGGAAUAAGCUUCAGGAUCUCAGGUUUCGGUGUCAGUAUCUACCUCACACAGUUUAUCUAUGGCGCCAUUGAAGUUCCCGCCAAAAUCCUCAGCUUCUUCGUCCUGGACAGGAUCGGCCGCAGGAAUGGCCAGGCGUGGUUUCUGAUCAUAACUGGAGCCCUGAUAGGAAUAAACACAGCCAUACCUUUAGAGUUCUCUGUGCUUCGUAUCUGUAUCGCUGUGGUGGCGAAGGGUUUCUCUGAGGCAGCUUUCACCACUGCGUUCCUCUACUCAGCAGAACUCUACCCAACCAUCCUCAGGCAGUGUGGUUUGGGCUACACUUCCUGUCUCUGUCGGAUCGGAAGCUCCCUGGCUCCCAUGAUCAUGCUGCUGGAGGACAUCUGGCUUCUUUUGCCACCACUGAUCUUCGCCACCACUGGAAUUGUUAGUGGCAGCUUGGUCUUCCUGCUCCCGGAGACGCUUAAUGUCCGUUUGCCUGAAACCAUCAUGGAUGUUGAAGAGGGAAGACACCGGCAGCGUGACGCAGGUGAAGGCGCAAAGAUUGAGCUGAAGGACUCAGACCCCAAAGACACGAACAUGUCACAGGAAAACUGAGCAGCUUUUCAUUCUGAAGCUCCGCGCUUUGUUCUGCAGAUGGCAGUGGGCUCAAUUGGUGCUGUUUGGACCUGAAACGAAUGUUAGACUAAAACUGUUUGUAGCAUGUGUUCAGGACAACAGACCUGACACACAUGGAUAUAGAGUUGGUUCUUUUAGUGUUUUUAAUUGAAAACUGUCUUUAAAACCAUCAACUACCUGCUGCUGAUAUUUAGCUGUCAAUCACCUGACUGUAAUGACUGGAUUUCAGGUUUCAUAUAAACUGUGUUGCAGCUAAUUUUUAGUGUUUGGGUUCUGGAUGCAGCUAAAAGGACUCUGAUAUACUGUACAUGCAAAUAAAAUGUUUGUGUGCAGUU
Messenger RNA from Paralichthys olivaceus (Japanese flounder), 2181 nucleotides. RefSeq names its product solute carrier family 22 member 7a (gene slc22a7a). Gene Ontology annotation, cellular component: membrane. The record is from RefSeq and is a predicted model, not a curated record. Gene Ontology annotation, molecular function: transmembrane transporter activity. Lineage: Eukaryota; Metazoa; Chordata; Actinopteri; Pleuronectiformes; Paralichthyidae. Gene Ontology annotation, biological process: transmembrane transport.